AGUGGUGUGUGUGUGUGUGUGUGUGUGAGAGAGUGUAAGGAUGGUGUAUGUGCUGUGUGUGCUGCUGCUGAGCGGACUGCCGCGCUCCCUCGCCACUUAUCCCAUAUGGUGGUCUCUGGCGGUUGGUCAUCAAUACUCGUCUCUGGCCUCUCAGCCCAUCCUCUGCAGCUCCAUUCCGGGCCUGGUGCCCAAGCAGCUGCGAUUCUGCAGGAACUAUGUGGAGAUCAUGCCCAGCGUGGCGCAGGGGGUGAAGAUCGGCAUCCAGGAGUGCCAGCACCAGUUCCGGGGCCGCCGCUGGAACUGCACCACCAUCAACGACAACCUGGCCAUAUUCGGACCAGUUCUGGACAGAGCCACGCGGGAGUCCGCGUUUGUCCACGCGAUUGCGUCGGCGGGCGUGGCGUUUGCCGUAACCCGUGCGUGUGCUGAGGGUUCUGCCACCAUCUGCGGCUGUGAUACGAGGAGGAAAGGCCCGCCAGGAGACGGCUGGAAGUGGGGCGGCUGCAGUGAAGACGUGGAGUUUGGAAACAUGGUCUCACGAGAGUUUGCCGAUGCCCGAGAGAACCGGCCCGACGCUCGAUCCGCCAUGAACCGCCACAACAACGAGGCUGGGAGAAUAUCAAUCACCGAUCACAUGUACCUGAAGUGCAAGUGUCACGGGCUGUCAGGCAGCUGCGAGGUGAAGACGUGCUGGUGGUCUCAGCCGGACUUCCGCGUGAUCGGAGACUACAUGAAGGACAAGUACGACAGCGCCUCGGAGAUGGUGGUGGAGAAACACAGGGAAUCCCGUGGCUGGGUGGAAACCCUGCGGCCCAAAUAUGCCUACUUCAAACCCCCCACCGAGACAGACCUGGUCUACUACGAGAGCUCGCCCAACUUCUGCGAGCCCAACCCGGAGACGGGCUCCUUCGGCACACGUGACCGCGUGUGCAACCUGACAUCUCACGGCAUCGACGGCUGCGACCUGCUGUGCUGCGGCAGGGGACACAACACCAGGACUGAGAAACGCAAGGAGAAAUGUCACUGCAUCUUCCACUGGUGCUGCUACGUCAGCUGUCAGGAGUGUACGCGCAUCUAUGACGUCCACACCUGCAAGUAGGUCCCUGUAGCUAACUAGCUGCCCCCCCCAAAAAAAAACAAAACAAGACUGCCACGAAGAAAAGAGACCAGGUUUGAUGUUCCCCUGGGAGUCUUCUGCUGAAAAGUGUUGUGGAUUACGACCGACAGGUCAGGCGGAGGUUGUCGUAGGUCCACAAACCCAACAAGCACUAAAAAAGGAAGGGUGAUGGCACCUUUUUACAUGCUAGCCUCUUUCAGAGACACUGCAUUCACCAACAAAGGAACUCGUUCCCAAUGGGAUUCCCUUGUAAGGAUGGCUCGAGCCGCGGGCCUAACUCUCUGAGGGACUAUUCUUUUA
Colossoma macropomum (tambaqui) is the source of this 1417-nucleotide messenger RNA. It is a transcript of the gene wnt3a, whose product is annotated as wingless-type MMTV integration site family, member 3A. The coding region runs from base 41 to 1099 and encodes 352 amino acids. Gene Ontology annotation, biological process: canonical Wnt signaling pathway; cell fate commitment; multicellular organism development. Gene Ontology annotation, molecular function: cytokine activity; frizzled binding. Gene Ontology annotation, cellular component: extracellular region. The record is from RefSeq and is a predicted model, not a curated record. NCBI's taxonomy places the organism in Eukaryota, Metazoa, Chordata, Actinopteri, Characiformes, Serrasalmidae. The transcript has 4 exons.